Messenger RNA from Aspergillus candidus, 598 nucleotides. Its product is annotated as Hsp20/alpha crystallin family protein. Lineage: Eukaryota; Fungi; Ascomycota; Eurotiomycetes; Eurotiales; Aspergillaceae. The record is from RefSeq and is a predicted model, not a curated record. Gene Ontology annotation, biological process: response to heat; protein folding; protein complex oligomerization. The coding region runs from base 56 to 523 and encodes 155 amino acids. The transcript has a single exon.
UAUCACUUCAACUCAAACCACAAUCCACUCAAGUCAAUACUUCCACACAAUCAAAAUGUCUCUCAUCUCCUCUCUCCCCAGCGGCAACCCGGAGAACGUAACCUCCCUCUUCCGCCUCCUAGAUGACUACCACGACCACCUCUCGACCAAGUCGCCCGCCCUACUCUCCGCCCGAAGCUUCACCCCUCGCUUCGACGUGCGCGAAGAUAAAGAAGGCUACCACCUGGAAGGCGAGCUUCCCGGCGUAGCGCAAAAGGACGUCAACGUGGAGUUCACGGACGCGCACACGCUUGUCGUGAACGGGUCGACGCAGCGCGAACACAAGGAAGAAGAGGACAAGACGGCCGAGGGCGGGUCGCGGUUUGUGACGACUGAGAGGAGCUUUGGGUCGUUUCACCGCAGCUUUCACUUCCCUGCGCCUGUUAACCAGGAGAAUGUGAAGGCGAAGCUGAAGGAGGGGGUGCUGAAGGUGGAUGUGCCGAAGGCGACUAAGGGGGGGAAUAAGAAGAUUACUUUGGAGUAAGAGAGAGUGGUGGUAGGGUGUACUGCACUUGGUUGAUCAUGUCGUGUCUUGUAUAUUAAUGAAUCUUGAUCAAGG